AUGCCUGAAAAGCUAAGAGACAGAGCUACAAUUCCCAUAUUUUUCCAGAAUUGUUUUAGAAGGUGUUUCAGCAUCCCCAUAGAACUCAUUGUCGACAUACUCUUAAGGCUACCAGUCGAAUCUCUAAUAAGACGUGGUUGUGUGUGCAAGUCAUUGCGUAGUCUCAUCUUCGAUCCUCGUUUUGUUAUGACUCACCUCAACAACACAGUCACAGGCAUCAACAUGAACAUGAACAUGAAUCUCUUGGUCUCACAUAAUGACUCUCUUCUUUCGAUGUACUGCGAAGGAUCCAAGGAUGGAGAUGGUAGUCAUCUCGCAAUCAAGAAGGUUGAUCAUCCUGCAGUAAUGGACCCAGAUGUGUGUUUGUGUAUUUUGGGCUCUUGCAAUGACUUGGUAUGUCUAGAAAUCGGCGACGACAACUCCAUUAUUAUAUUAUGGAACCCUUGUACUAGAGAUACCAAGGUGUUAGCACAACCUCCAUAUCAUUUCCAAGACAAGAUGUUUCACGGAUUCGGUUAUGAUUCUUUAACUGAAGAUUACAAGAUAAUGUUGGCCACUGAGGGGCCUUCUGAAGUUAUGAUGAAUGUCUUUUCACUAAAAAGGAAUUCAUGGAGGACUUAUGAAUACCUUGCUGAUUUGAGAACGACUGAUCAGCAGGGUUGCUUCUUAAACGGAGCUCUUCAUUGGAUAACGUCUGGAACUAUCACCUCUCUGGAUUUAGCAGAUGAGGAAUUCAAGGAGAUUGUGCCAUUACCCUAUUGUGGCAACACGGAUUAUAGCUUCGAGGGAGUUACCAGUGCUCGAAAUUGUCUUUAUCUGUAUAACGACCCGACUGAAGACACAGAUUUUUGCAUAUGGAUUAUGAAGGAAUAUGGUGUCAAGGAAUCUUGGACUAGAGUCAUAAAAAUUUCAUCAGAGAUUUUGGCUCAACAGGUUUUCGUGGAAGUGGAUAAACUUGAGCUGAAGGUUGUCUGCAUUUUAGAGAAUGGUGAAGUUUUGAUGGAUCAUGAAGGAAAGGUCUUGGUAUCAUAUAAUCCCAAGACUAGGACAUUUAGGAAUAUUAUUAAUGGUAAAGAAGAUGAUGAAUUCCAAGCAACUACUUACCUAGAGACUUUAGUUUCGCCGGUAACAGCAGCAGAGGGUGGUGGUGGUGCAAACAAUAUGUGAACUCAGCCCAAUUCCUUUUGCCCUUACUGUUUGUUUCUGGCUUGUUCCUUUUGUUUUCUGCUUCAAAGCCUUAACCUCAAAUGUGUGUUGUGUAUGCGAAACAAUUUUACUUUCCAAUCA
Messenger RNA from Prunus dulcis (almond), 1287 nucleotides. RefSeq names its product F-box/kelch-repeat protein At3g06240-like. The record is from RefSeq and is a predicted model, not a curated record. Gene Ontology annotation, molecular function: protein binding. The coding region runs from base 1 to 1167 and encodes 388 amino acids. Lineage: Eukaryota; Viridiplantae; Streptophyta; Magnoliopsida; Rosales; Rosaceae. The transcript is spliced from 2 exons.